GGGCAAAGCAGGAAGGAGAACGAAGAGGUUGUGUGACUUUUAUUGAUGCAGCACCAUGUAAGUUCAGCUAUGAAGGAGAAAUAAGAGUCCGAGCGAGUGUGUGAAGAGUCUGCCCGUAGGCAGGAGGGGCCGUUGUUCAACCUGGCUUCCACUGGGAGAGGGACCUACUGAAGCAGCAUGUCUAAUGAGAGCGAGUCUUGCUGGUCAGGGAAUGGGUCUGUGGGCGUCCUCACCUGCCUCCUCCUGGCCUGGGAGGACUGGGCCGGGCUGGGAAAUCUGGAAGACUACCUCAGCUUCCUAGAGUAUCUGCUCUGGGUCUUCACCCCGCUGGCCAUCGUCUUCAUCCUGCCUUUCCUCAUAGUCAUCUUGAUCUACUUGUCCAUCCUGUUUCUCCAUGUCUACAAGCGCAAGAACCAGCUGAGGGAAGCCUACUCUAACAACCUCUGGGAUGGGGCGAGGAAAACACUGGCCACUCUGUGGGACGGCCAUGGAGCCAUUUGGCAUGGUUACGAAAUCCAUGGCUUAGAUAAAAUUCCAGAUGAAGGCCCGGCCCUCAUUGUCUACUAUCAUGGAGCGAUCCCUAUCGACUACUACUACUUCCUUGCGAGCGUCAUCAUUCAGAAAGGCCGCACGUGUCACUCGGUUGCUGACCACUUCUUGUUCAAGGUCCCAGGGAUUAAGCCGCUUUUGGAGGUUUUCAGUGUAAUCCAUGGGCCACAGGAGGAGUGUGUGAAGGCCCUGCGCAGCGGGCACCUGCUGGGCAUCGCUCCAGGAGGGGUGCGGGAGGCCCUUUUCAGUGACGAGACGUACCCCUUGGUCUGGGGGAAACGCAAGGGUUUUGCACAAGUGGCCAUAGAUUCCAAAGUGCCAAUUAUUCCCAUGUUUACUCAAAACGUCCGGGAGGGAUUUCGCUCUCUGGGAACGUUAAGAUUUUUCAGAUGGGUGUAUGAAAGGUUCCGGCUGCCCAUAGCGCCUGUGUACGGAGGAUUUCCUGUCAAGUUCCGCACUUACUUAGGCGACCCCAUUCCGUACGACCCUAAACUGACUGCAGCUGAGUUAGCAGAAAAGGUACAAGCAGCAGUUCAAGCACUUAUCGACAGACACCAAAAGAUUCCUGGCAACAUCCUGCGGGCUCUGCUGGAACGUUUCCACACCAGGCCCAAAGCGGAAUAGCGUGCACUUUUCGGGUUCUUCUCCAGCGGUUCCCCGCCAGGCCCAGAGGAACAGCACAGCGCUUUCUCUCAGGCUAAAAACUACACAAACUUUAUUUUCAACUUUUAUUCCCAGCAUAAUUUAACAGAGAACUGGAAGUAUUAUUGAACUAAUGUAUCAUCGGUGUAUGAUAUUUUGAUGUUACUGAUACUGAGAUAUUGACAUCUGUGUGGCAUGGGCACGUAAUUAUCAGCAAAUGUCACAAAAAAUGACAUAUCUAAUGAUGGUGUGUCUGUAUUGUGUCUGGUUUCUAGUCUUGUGUGCAUGUGAAGUGUAAGAAUGUGUGGUUUCGCCUCCUGUGUGAUUUGUUUUGUGUUUGUUUUUUGUUUUUUUGUUUUUUUCUUAAUCCGUGACUUAUUUGCACACUUUGAUCUGUUUGAAGGACCACUGCCAAAACAACUGGGUUUCAAGAGGCCUUUUGGUUACUUUAUGUCCGAAAAACAGGAAAUGCUAUUUUAGAGCUGGCGAACUGUUCAACGUGGGAGACAGAAAAAGAACAUCUUUUAUAAAAUGCGCAAUAAUUGCAGGUCGAAGUGGUUGACGUCAGAUUCUUGUUCUUCUUGAAGCGAUAGUUACUUACUUAAUUAUCCCCUUAUCCCAAAUGUAGGAGAAUGACUGAGGCAUGUUUGCUCCUUUAUUUUUGCACUGGAGCUAUGAGGCUAAUGUAGCUAACAAGCAAUUAGCAGUGUGCAAACUGCAUGUAAUUUUUGCUGUAAACUGUAUGAAGGGCUGUUAUCUAUAAAAUGGACAGGAGUACAUCACACAGCAAAAACAGCAGCCUGAAUUUUGACAGUUUACAUAGAUAACAUUACCUAAUAACUCCUAAUACUUUAAGAAUUCCACUUUGCACAAUGCUAACUGGUGGCUAUAAGCUUAUGUUAUUUAGCUACAUUAGCCUGAUGAACCUCUGAAGUCUUCUCGUCAUUCUGUUAUCAGUGCCAUGUCCAUAUUAGGAACUCCAAGUCUUAGCAGUUCUUCUCCAUGACAGAAAAGAAUGGAAUUAUGGAAAAUCGCCGCUGUCGAGUCCUGUGCUAAACUAAAAUGCCCAAAAUCUGAUAUAUUUUGCCAAACGGACAUUUUUCCUCUGAAUGUGUCUGGAUUCUCUGAAUUACCAGGUUGUUUAGAAGCCUAAAUAUGACGACUGCAUAUGGAAGCUAACACUGCUGUGCGCUAAAUUGACAUCGUAAGAUUGGCAACCUCACCAAAGUACCCCACAAAAAUGAGCAGCCUUUGUUUGACUUCUGCAGUUUUUAAGCUUGUGUUGAUAAAUAUGUGUUUAAGUUUUAUAGUAGUCAUUUAUGUGUCAUUUAAGUGCACAGGAGUUUUAGCUUACCUGUAGCAUAUAUGAAGCAUUAUUUUCCAGUUCCAGUAACACUUGUGGGGGAAAAAUCCAUCAGCUUUGAGGCAUUUUAGUUGACCCCAGACUCAACUGUGAAGGUUUUCAAAUACAACAUUCAUUUCUUUCGUAAAGAAAACCAGCUUAGACCCAGAGUUUCUAAUAUGGGCAUGACCGACCACAUCAGAGGUCUGUAACUAACGAAGCAGACUUAUCUUGCCGGAUCAACUACACUAUAUGUUCAAAUGCUUAUCGACUCCUGCUAACAUUUUUUUCUGAAAUCAAAGAUAUUUAUAAGGAGUUUGUCCUGUUGCAGGGACUUUUUGUAGCUGCAAUGAUGGGCCUCUACUCUACUGGGAAAGCUUUACACAAGAAAUUAGAACAUUGCUGUGAGGAGUUGAUUGCAUUCAGCUGCAAGAGCAUUAGGGAGGUCAGGUACUGCUACUGGAUGAAUAAUGCUGGAUCAAAAUCUCUACUCCCACAUAGGCAUUGACUGGAGCUCCAUCGCUUCACUGCUCUGCAUGCCUGAUGCUGAGCCUCUAGCCAUUGCUUUGCAUUGGGCAUGGUCACCUUAGGCUCAUGCGUGGCUGAUCCAGAGUGUCCUGUUCUGUUGGCAAUGCUUUUCUAUAGAGGUAGAAGCAUUGUUGGUGCAAUUGAGCACCUGUAAAUGAUAUAUUUGGCCUGAACUAUCGCUUUCAUCUUACAAGCAUACUGUGAUUUAAUGGGAGCCAGUAAGUAUAUGUAACUAAUGACUGUUAAAGUGAGAUUCAGCAGUUGUUGAUUGGUGCUGCGCACAUCAAGGUUCCAGCUAGGCCUUGGUUAGUGUUUUCUUCUAGAGCUUCUAGAGUGCGGUCAGUGUCGGGCCGCUGUUUAAAAAGGUUCCAGUUCGCUAAGCUCUAAAAACCUGCUCUUCGAUUGGGCAGCAUAACGAUGCAGUACAUUAACUGUUACAUUAAUGUUACAUUAAUGAGGUCAUUUCUGCAGGGGUCGAAUCACAUCUGUCUUUACAGAUUCAGCAUUUCUAUACAUUCCUGGAAUCUGCUCACUUGGUAUUUUGACCAGCAAAGAAUUCUAAGAAUCAAAGAUGUCAAUGUUUAAAAUCAAUGGUUGUAAAAUGUGAUUUUAUAGUUAAAAAAAAAAAGAUUUUAUUGUUCAAAAUAAGUGUAUAUUCUCAUUGUUGAAAUAUUUGGCACAAAUUGAACCCAUUUGGACUUACUGUCAUCGAUUUUGUCUUUCUUGAACCUUCCAUCCAUUAAAGGAAUGCAUCAUUCAGUAAUGCUAAUGUUGCUAACAGUGGAUGAAAGCUCGUAGGUGCCAGUUACGCUUAUGCUAACUGCUUCCCUUUUACUGCCAUUCACUGUUAGCUUCAGCAUUUCUGGAUUAGUUAUUUCUUUGUGCAUAUCAGCAGUGCAAGCAUCGGUGUGAUUCUAUGUGGAUCUGUCUGGUAUUGAUGAAAAACCUCUGUGCAUUAAUUGUAAAUCAGAAAAAAACAUGACACUGAAAAUUAAAAAAAUUAUUUUUUGAUAA
Colossoma macropomum (tambaqui) is the source of this 4075-nucleotide messenger RNA. It is a transcript of the gene tmem68, whose product is annotated as transmembrane protein 68. The transcript has 7 exons. The record is from RefSeq and is a predicted model, not a curated record. Lineage: Eukaryota; Metazoa; Chordata; Actinopteri; Characiformes; Serrasalmidae. Gene Ontology annotation, molecular function: acyltransferase activity. Gene Ontology annotation, cellular component: membrane. Bases 178 to 1173 code for a protein of 331 amino acids.